Paramacrobiotus metropolitanus is the source of this 2073-nucleotide messenger RNA. RefSeq names its product QRFP-like peptide receptor. The record is from RefSeq and is a predicted model, not a curated record. Gene Ontology annotation, molecular function: G protein-coupled receptor activity. Bases 439 to 2073 code for a protein of 544 amino acids. The transcript has 8 exons. Gene Ontology annotation, biological process: G protein-coupled receptor signaling pathway. NCBI's taxonomy places the organism in Eukaryota, Metazoa, Tardigrada, Eutardigrada, Parachela, Macrobiotidae. Gene Ontology annotation, cellular component: membrane.
GUGUAGACGAUCACGGGGCGAAACCUUAGACAGCCCGACCGGCAUCCGUUGUGGCAGCAUCGCGGGAGACAAUUGUACGGUGUAGCUGCGAUUUCUUGCCAUCUGGCCGCGCCACACGCACCCGUACGUGCUCGCUGAUUAGAUUGCGAUGGAGAGCGGCGCUGUUAGUAUGUUGAUGCGAUAUCCAUCCGCUGGGAAGUGCUUAUUCUCACGCUCUCUGCAUUCCCGCAUCACCCAGCCUCUCCACUCUAAUUGCACUAUGUACCGUGCAAACGAUGCUGUUUAUUUAUUUUUUAUUCUGCGCAACGCGGCGCUGCAGCCCGGCGAAUUAUUCUGAUAACAAACUAUCCGCUGGUUUCUGAUUGGGCGGUGGCGGUGGUGAAUUAUUGUGAUUAUUAAACAGCCUGAUCGCUGAUUGGUCGGUGGCUGUGGUCAGCGAUGGUGACCGGUGCCAACGACAGCGCUAUAGCCGUACUGAGUGACGCGGCGCGGCUGACCAAUCAGAGCGCGAGCGGCUUUAGCACGGAUGCGGCGCUGGCCAGUUCCAUGUACUACCCGGAUCUGUCGCAGAUUGAGCAGGUGCGGCUGGCCUGCAUCGUCGCCUAUCUGCUCCUCAUCGUCGCCGCCGUCACCGGCAACGGACUGGUCCUGCUGACCGUCACGAGGCAGAAGCACUUCCAUAAUUCCCUCAACUUCCUCACCUGCAAUCUCGCCGUGUCGGAUCUGCUGGUGGGAGCCUUCGUGGCGCCGGCCAAACUGCUGGAACUGACGGCCCCGUCGCGCCUACAGAUCUUCGGACCGGUGCUGUGCACGUGCCUGCAGUUCACGCAGUCCAUGACCAUCUUCUCCACCAUCAUGACGCUCCUGCUGGUCGCCACCGAGAGGUACCUGGUGAUCGUGCAUCCGCUGCGGCUGCGGCGUUUUAAGAAGAGCCGGCGCACGCGCGUCUUCCUGUGCUGCUCGUGGUUGAGCGCGCUGCUCUUCAGUCUGCCCAAUCUGAUCCCGGCGCAGGACUACCAGCUGCAGCUGCACAGCGACUGGGGCCGGCUGGACCGCGCCGGCUGCUCCGACGGCUACGACGCCGUUAAUCCCCACUUCCGCAAGGGAUAUUUUUGCUUCCUGGCGGUGACGCUAUGGCUCCUGCCGUCCCUGACCAUCUCCUACGCGUCGUGGCGCGUGCGGCAGGCCCUGUCCCUCAAGGAGUCCACCAAGGCCCUGCUGCAGGAAGAAGCCGCGACGGUGGAGACGCCUCGCCCGUGCCGGCAACCCGUCCGCACGGCCUCCCGCUCGGGGCGCAGCGUGCAGGCGCUGCAGUACCAGGCCUCCAACCGCCGCAAGGUGGCGGUCAUGAUGCUCAUCGUCAACGUCACCUUUCUCCUGUGCUGGUCACCCUAUUUCAUGGUGACGAUCAUCACGCAGUUCGGCACCAACUUCUUUACCGAAGGACACUUUUACUUCACGAUGCUGCUGAUCAACGGCUGCGGCUUCCUCAACUCGGCGCUGAACCCGGCCAUCUACAUGCUGGCGCCGCGUUUCCGGCGCAGCUGCUGCAGCACCCUGUCGGAAUUAUGCUCCUGUCUCCGGCCACUCGAUAGCCUGGAACGGCACGCGCCCUCCGACCCCUUCCUGCCCUCCUACAGCCUCAGCCUGGAGACCAGCUGGGAUCAGCAGUCAGCCAGUCUGCGCUCCUCCCCCUGCAGCCUGCACCGCAGCCGCCUGACCCUCCCGCCCCGGGUGCCGAGCGGCAGCUUCCGCAGUCUGCAGAACACCCGCGCCCCGGCGGCCGCCGACGGGAGUGCGCGGACCCGCAGCGUCAGCUUCCGGCACGCGGUGUACCACCCGCCGCGGGUGGCGCCGCAGCACCCACCCAUCCGGAUGAAUUCCCAGCCGAUGGGUCGGAAACGGCUGGCCGUGUCGACGCUGUCGACGGGGUCGGGAGAGGACAGCCGGUGGCGACGGCGGCGCAUGUCCUGCUCCGUGCCCAGCGGCCUCGACGUACAUAUGGGAACGCCGCGGCAGAUGGCGGUGCACAUGGGAUCCGGCCAGUCCAGUCGGACCCGUCUGGACAUGUGA